Haemorhous mexicanus (house finch) is the source of this 1626-nucleotide messenger RNA. Its product is annotated as olfactory receptor 14A16-like. The coding region runs from base 690 to 1622 and encodes 310 amino acids. Gene Ontology annotation, molecular function: olfactory receptor activity; G protein-coupled receptor activity. Gene Ontology annotation, cellular component: membrane. The transcript has 2 exons. Gene Ontology annotation, biological process: G protein-coupled receptor signaling pathway. Lineage: Eukaryota; Metazoa; Chordata; Aves; Passeriformes; Fringillidae. The record is from RefSeq and is a predicted model, not a curated record.
CCUGCCCUUGGCAUUGCCCAUCCCCACAUCCCAGUGCCCAUCCUGGGAAGAGCCCUGAGCAAGGAGAGAGGGACAGGAUCUGCCUGGCCAGGGGCUGGGGCUCAGGCCUUGGCCCUUUGCAUUCCUGAAAGACGUCCAGGUUUGCUCAGCACCAGAGACACCUUUGCCUUGCUUUUCCCCACCUGUCAUCACUGCCUCCAGUGUUCUGCUCUACCUGGUGAAAAACUCUCAGGUGUGUCCCUCAGUGGGACCCAUUAAAACUUCAAGAAACUUUGGAGUUUAAAUUUAAUUUUUAGUUCUUGAGAAGUUUUUUGAACACUCUCUGGGAAUGAGUCUGAUGUAAACAACACCAAAGCCCCAGAGGGUCAUUAAAGUCCUUGUGCUGUGUCUGUGCUUCUGAGCUGGGCUGGGCUCCUGGCACAGAAGGAGCUCCUGGAAACCAAGCAGAGCUCAGAAAGACAUUUCUCCUGAGGAGCAGCUCUUCUCCCAGCCCAGAAGGGCUGAGGGCACUGCCGGCAGGUCUCUGAGAGCAGUGAAGCAGACGGAGGCUUAAAGCAGCUGGAAGGACAAUUCUGAACUCACUCAUGGAGAAACCUUCACAGUUUUUGCCACAACCUCUGGCUGCAGGGCUCUCCUAAAGGUGGAGAUGGCACAACUGACAUGACUGACUCCAUGGGCAGAGGGAAGAAAUGUCCAACAGCAGCUCCAUCAGCCACUUCCUCCUGCUGGCCUUGGCAGACACGCGGCAGCUGCAGCUCCUGCACUUCUGCCUCUUGCUGGGCAUCUCCCUGGCUGCCCUCCUGGGCAACGGCCUCAUCAUCAGCGCCGUAGCCUGCGGCCACCACCUGCACAUGCCCAUGUUCUUCUUCCUGCUCAACCUGGCCCUCACUGACCUGGGCUCCAUCUGCACCACUGUCCCCAAAGCCAUGCACAAUUCCCUUUGGGACACCAGGAACAUCUCCUACAAAGGAUGUGCUGCCCAGCUGUUUUUCUUUCUGUUCUUCAUCUCAACAGAGUAUUUCCUCCUGACCAUCAUGUGCUACGACCGCUACGUGUCCAUCUGCAAACCCCUGCACCACGGGACCCUCCUGGGCAGCAGAGCUUGUGCCCACAUGGCAGCAGCUGCCUGGGCCAGUGCCUUUCUCUGUUCACUGAUGCACACAGCCAAUACAUUUUCCCUGCCCCUGUGCCAUGGCAAUGCCCUGGGCCAGUUCUUCUGUGAAAUCCCCCAGAUCCUCAAGCUCUCCUGCUCCAAAUCCAACCUCAGGGAACAUGGGCUCCUAACAGUUAGUGUCUGUUUGGUACUUGGUUGUUUUGUGUUCAUUGUUUUCUCCUAUGUGCAGAUCUUCAGGGCCGUGCUGAGGAUCCCCUCUGAGCAGGGACAGCACAAAGCCUUUUCCACCUGCCUCCCUCACUUGGCUGUGGUCUCCCUUUUUGUCAUUACUGUCAUGUUUGCCUACCUGAAGCCACCCUCCAUGUCCUCCCCAUCCCUGGAUCUGGCCCUGUCAGUUCUGUACUCAGUGGUGCCUCCAGCCCUGAACCCCCUCAUCUACAGCCUGAGGAACCAGGAGCUCAAGGCUGCAGUGUGGAGACUGAUGACUGGAUGGCUUCAGAAACAUUAAAGAA